Messenger RNA from Arthroderma uncinatum, 756 nucleotides. RefSeq names its product pre-mRNA splicing factor isy1. The record is from RefSeq and is a predicted model, not a curated record. Gene Ontology annotation, biological process: mRNA 3'-splice site recognition; generation of catalytic spliceosome for second transesterification step. The coding region runs from base 1 to 756 and encodes 251 amino acids. Lineage: Eukaryota; Fungi; Ascomycota; Eurotiomycetes; Onygenales; Arthrodermataceae. Gene Ontology annotation, cellular component: post-spliceosomal complex; catalytic step 2 spliceosome; Prp19 complex. The transcript is spliced from 2 exons.
AUGGCUCGCAAUAGCGAAAAGGCGCAGUCUAUGCUCUUUCGGUUUCGUGCCGCUCAAGCUGCAGACCUUGGAAUCCUCGAUAUUGGUCGUACCCGUCGCCCAAAAGCCAUCACAACAAUCGACUCCAUCCCCGUAUGCGAAAAAUGGAGAGGCCAAGUGCUCAAGGAAAUAUCCCGGAAAGUCACACGCAUACAAGACCUAAGUUUAAGCGAUUUUCAGAUCCGAGAUGUGAACGAUGAAAUAAACAAACUGAUGCGCGAAAAAUGGAUGUGGGAAGUUCAAAUACGGAAUUUGGGGGGUCCAAACUAUACUCGCGGCGGCGGGAGGGUAUAUGAUGAGGAUGGGAAAGAGAUUCCUGGUGGUGGUAAAGGCUAUAGAUAUUUUGGCCGCGCGAGAGAGUUGCCGGGUGUCAAGGAGAUGUUUGAGGCUGCGACGAAAAAGAGGAGUGCCGACGAGCUGGAUGGUGCGGGAGGACAGAAGGCACAGAUUGAUAUGUUCAAAAAACAUGUUGAUGCAGCAUACUUUGGAUACGGGCUAGACGAGGAAGACGGUACGCUACUAGAGUAUGAAAAGAAGAAGGAACAGGAAGCAUUUGAGGCAGUGUUGAAGAAGGGUGACGAUAAACCCGACGACGGGUGGGAGCCGCUCCCCGGCGAUGCAGGGGAUGGCGUUGAAUGGCAGCUACCUACGCUAGAUGACGUCCAGGAAGAGCUGGUGGAAAGACGGAGGAGGAAGCUACUCGAUAAGAUUGGCUGA